CUUGCAAAACAGCUGAUGUUCAGAUUUUUAUACGUGCGUGUUUCAGGAGCAAAAGUCCGGCGAAAAGUCUACGCAGCAGCCACACAGGUUAUCAUGUAUAAAUUGGCUGCUUUAGCGCGCGAGCGCGCCUGUGUCAUAACAUAUCAAUUGGCAACAUACAACCUCCAGCAACAGCCGCAACGCCUCUAUAGCUCACCUGGACGCCGGCCCGGUUUUUUCUCACAAUUCAUUGACAAUGUGCGCACCGAAAUGGACAAGAAUAAGGAGAUGAAGGAUAGCAUUCAAAAGUUUCGAGAGGAAGCCCAAAAAUUGGAGCAAUCGGAUGCAUUAAAGUCAGCGCGGCAAAAGUUCAACAUCGUUGAAUCGGAGGCGCAAAAGUCAUCAAGUAUAUUGAAGGAGCAGCUGGGCGCAAUUAAGGAGAAAGUGGGCGAUGUUCUUGACGAUGCUUCCAAAUCGGACUUGGCCAAGAAGGUCAGCGAAGAGCUUUCCAAGACGGCGAGAGGCGUCAGCGAUACGAUAACAGAUACCAGUGGUAAACUUGGUCAGUCGGGCGCCUUCCAAGCCAUUUCAGAUACGACGAAAAUGAUCAAAAAGGAAAUGAAUGAGUCGAGUAUAGAAAGUCGGGUAUAUUGCUCGCCGGUUGUUUUGCGUAAACGUGUCCAAAUAGAUAUGUCAGACAGCUCACGUGUUGUAGAAGCAAAUACGGAAGCAACAGGUUUGGAACUUCACAAGGACUCAAAAUUCUAUCAGUCUUGGGAGAACUUUAAGAAUAACAACACUUAUGUGAACAAAGUUCUCGACUGGAAAGUGAAAUACGAUGAAUCAGAAAAUCCUGUUAUCAGAGCCUCCCGUCUUCUAACUGACAAGGUAUCUGAUGUAAUGGGCGGUCUAUUCUCCAAGACGGAAUUAUCCGAGACGAUGACUGAACUAGUCAAAAUCGAUCCAAACUUCGAUCAGAAGCAAUUUUUGCACGACUGUGAAAAGGACAUCAUACCUAAUGUUCUAGAAGCCAUUGUACGGGGCGAUCUGGAAAUCCUGAAGGACUGGUGUUUCGAGAGUACGUACAACAUAAUUGCCACGCCCAUAACACAAGCGAAAAAGUCUGGCCUGUAUCUGGACUCAAAGAUCCUGGACAUUGAGAAUAUUGAGCUGGCCAUGGGUAAAGUCAUGGAGCAGGGUCCAGUGCUGAUCAUCACGUUCCAGGCACAGCAGAUAAUGUGCGUGCGCGACCAGAAGGCCCAAGUUGUCGAGGGCAAUCCUGAAAAAGUAAUGCGUGUCCAUUACGUUUGGGUGCUAUGCCGCGAUCCCAAUGAGCUCAACCCUAAGGCUGCUUGGCGGCUUAUGGAAUUGUCGGCCAACAGCCAGGAGCAAUUUGUUUAAUCGCACUGCACACAAUUUACCUCUAAGCAGUUUAAGUUUCUCAUAAAUCCCAGACACUACAGACCAACGACAGACACUACACUACAUACCCGUAGCAGUAGGUUUUUGAUUUGUGCAAAAGUUUCGCUCUUCUACCACUUCGAAAGUUUUGUAAGCUGAUAUAUAGUCGCAUGCGUGUGCUUCCCCGAGCCGGAGCUGCUGGUCAGUUUCCUUCCUCAUCUGUGAUGCAGCAGAUUUACUGGCUUGGUCGUUGAUACACCGUGCGACUUUGGCGGAUCACGGUCAUCGUCAGCCACGCUUCACCCUGACCGACCGCCCAUUCAGGGUGUGUUAUAUUUGUUGUAUAUUUUAAAUUAUCUUGUAAGCUGUAUAAGAACCUGUGAGCUUUUGGGUCAGAGCUCAGAGUGCAGUGUGGCUGGCGGCGCUCGGAAACCGCAAGUGUAUGGCCCAAAUUUGUACGUUGAAGCUAAAAGUGCAUGGAAUUAGUAAUUUUUAAGUAAAAUUUUUGAGUAUAGCAGACUUGUUACGUUUUUUAAGGCUUGUUCCGAGACUAAUUGUAAAUACCAAAUUGUCUAAUCGCCAAUUUGUUUGGAGUUAGACAUAAAUUUACUGUACCGAAUAGCUGAAACUAACAAAGCCACAUUUAUAAACAGCCACACAAUAAAUUGUAAAACCAAAACAACGUAGCUACACAUUGGAUGUAUAGCAAUUAAUAAAAUAAAAAUGUACAAAAUCAUAAGAAAAA
Drosophila innubila is the source of this 2125-nucleotide messenger RNA. Its product is annotated as mitochondrial import inner membrane translocase subunit TIM44. The transcript has 5 exons. NCBI's taxonomy places the organism in Eukaryota, Metazoa, Arthropoda, Insecta, Diptera, Drosophilidae. Gene Ontology annotation, cellular component: mitochondrial inner membrane. The record is from RefSeq and is a predicted model, not a curated record. Gene Ontology annotation, biological process: protein import into mitochondrial matrix. The coding region runs from base 16 to 1380 and encodes 454 amino acids. Gene Ontology annotation, molecular function: protein-folding chaperone binding.